AUGCGAUCUGCUCUGGCUGGGCAUCGGACAUUGAGAAUUGCAUCAUGGAGGAAGGACUCAGUGGGAUCGCGAUGGUCAUAUGCGCAAUUUAAGCCUCAAGCUAGGCGACAACGUGUGUUCUCUAGUGUGGGAGUGGGCUUGUUGAAACAUGGACAUGGAACGGGCGUGCUUGAGAACGGACGGGAACAGCGUCACUUUUACUCCGUCCCAGGUCGUAGGCUGUAUAAGCAAAGAACACGGGCGGAGAAGCCGGCGAGCAUGAGGGGGAGGGAAAUAAGGGGGGACAAGUUCUGUAACGAGGCUGAUGGGUCAAUGGAUGGGGAUGGAGCUGGAAAGGAGGAGAAUAAGCGUCGAAAUGGUUUUGGGCCAAAUGAUAAGCUUGCGCACGCAGGGACAAAGGGCAAGCUUUUAACGACACCAUCAAGAUUGUUCAAGCUUCUUAUUCCGUUGCCGACUAAUCAUCAGAAAGAUGUCGAAGCCAUUGCGAUACUAGUUCACUCUCAGCAACCACUCUCAUAUUUAGAGCGACUGAUCCAAGCGGAAGUUCCUCUGGUCAAAGGACGAGACGGACAGAAAAGACCACCGGCCAUAUCCUUUAUCGUUCUUCAGUUUGAAGGCGAUUCGAUCCGCCCACGAUCCGCCACGCAUGAAGACGCCAAAUUUUCUGCGCGCUCCAUGGGAGAGGUGGAAGAAAUAGCUCUAGCUGUUGGCCCAGAGCCAACAGAGUUGAAAUCGCCUAGCAAGGAGCUUGGCACAUGUAGCAACUUGCGACGGGGAAAACCUGACCCAGAGAGUGCAGACGAGCGGUAUGUGCGGUGGUCGCACGCGACGGAGAUCGGAGAUUUCAUUCGUGACGCUGUUCGUGCUGGAGAGUUCAUUAUUGCCAUCGAGGGGGAACCAGCAGGACUGAGUCAAAUCAAAGUGACAGUCCCUUCCUUCGAGGAGCGAACAUAUUUCCUCCGGAUGCGGUUGAGGAAAAUCGCCGGUCGAAUCCAGAAACUUGCAGAGAUCAAGCAUGAGUGUGACAUAUUAGCACACCGGGGUGCACAGCGCGUGGCUAUCGGGGGAUUCGGCAUACUUGCUUCGUGGUGGUAUCUCGUGUAUAGACUAACAUUCGAGACAGAUCUAGGCUGGGAUACGAUGGAGCCCGUCACAUACCUAGCUAGUUUGUCCACACUCAUGGGGGGAUACUUGUGGUUUCUUUACCACAAUCGCGAGAUAUCAUAUCGCUCAGCAAUGGAUUUCACGAUUAAUGCCCGCCAGAAGAAGCUGUAUCAGCAGAAGGGUUUAGAUCUACAGCUUUGGGAGAGCCUCAUUGACGAGGGCAAUGCGCUCCGCAGGGAAAUCAAGACCAUUGCAGCUGAUUACGAAACGGAAUGGAAUGAGAAGCUGGAUGAGCGUGACGAGCGUGUCACUGAAGCACUGAGGCAGGAAAGGAAACAGAAGAAGGAUGAUAGCAAGCAAGAGGAAGGGAAAAGAUCUGAUACUUAAUACUCUUUAUAUCUUGUGUGGAAUUGUGUGCGAUUGCAUACAGAAGUGGAUUUGACCUGAAUACCUAUAUUUUAGGAUAUACAAUAUAUAUAAG
This is a messenger RNA of Aspergillus ochraceoroseus IBT 24754, 1585 nucleotides long. RefSeq lists its product as uncharacterized. Lineage: Eukaryota; Fungi; Ascomycota; Eurotiomycetes; Eurotiales; Aspergillaceae. The record is from RefSeq and is a predicted model, not a curated record. The coding region runs from base 1 to 1491 and encodes 496 amino acids. Gene Ontology annotation, cellular component: uniplex complex; mitochondrial inner membrane. Gene Ontology annotation, biological process: calcium import into the mitochondrion; mitochondrial calcium ion homeostasis. Gene Ontology annotation, molecular function: uniporter activity; calcium channel activity. The transcript is spliced from 3 exons.